UCCAAAUAAGAAGAUUCGUGUGACUCAUCUUCUCUCACUGUCUUCUUCUUCCCACCUUUUCUCUCUGUUACAAGUUGUAACUAUCAUCCGCGUUUUUUUCUUGUUUCAGGAUCGUUAUCAAUUUUUCCUGCGUAGAUACGUCUCAAGAGCUAUCAGCUGAAUUAGACAGUAGCAAGAAGCCAAGGCUAGACCAGCAAGUUAUUUUUGCUGGCUAGCUGAGAUUUUUUUGCGUUUGUGAUCUUUGAAAAAAAAAUCCACAUGAGCCCUCAAAGCGUAUCUAAAACAAGCAAAUCCCUAGAGGGUCUCCACGGGGUUCAUGUGGUCUCCCAUUCUCCUUUCGCAUUUGAAUCCUCAGAUGCAAGAACAAAGCAGAGUCUCUUCAUUGAACGUGUCUGGCAACAAAGACCACCAUGCCUAAGACCUAUCCACUGCUGCAUCCACGGUGAUCGGAGUCUCUUGGAAACAGCGGCUAAUGUCAUCACAUCGCUUCCUUUUAUUUUCCUCGGCAUGCAGGCGCCAAGGAAAAACAUGAACAUGAAGGUGUAUGCAAACUCCUUGAUCGGAGUUGGAGUCGCGUCGAGUUUGUAUCAUUCUUCGAGAGGGAAGCUGAGGAAGUACCUAAGAUGGGCUGAUUACACAAUGAUAGCCACAGCGACAGUAUGUCUAUCAAGGGCUCUUAGGGAAGAGAAUCCAAAGUUCUUGAUGGCUGCAUCAGCUUUGGCUCUACCCUUCCAGCCUCUCGUGGUUUCAGCUGUUCACACCGGAAUGAUGGAGGUAGCAUUUGCGAAAAGAGCCUUAAAGGAUCCAGAUUUGAAAACGGCUCAUAACGUACACAAGAUGUCUACGUUGUUGGGUGGAGCUUUGUUCAUAGCUGACGAUCUUUUCCCUGAAACACCAUUCAUUCACGCCGGUUGGCAUCUCGCUGCAGCCAUUGGCGUUGGGACUUGCAACAAGCUUCUUCAGUAGUUCCACGAUACCAAAUAUAUAUAUAUCGUGUAGUUGUGGAACUACUGUCAUAUUCUUGGUUCAGAGAAACCGCGGUUUCACUGAACUCAUUAAUCAGCCGACAUAGCUAGUUGUUACCUUUGUAGUCAUCUUAUCUUCAGUGUAUAUGUAUGGAACCAAAACAAGUCGCUUGUAAUCUUUAGAGAGCCAGUACUUUUGUUCUCUUUCUUGGAUACAUUGAAAGUAGUAACCUGUACAUGUGCGUCUCUGUCUUAGAUCUUCCAACGAGCAUAAACAAUAGUACAACUGAAUCAAUAAGAGUUGGG
Molecule: messenger RNA, 1271 nt
Organism: Eruca vesicaria subsp. sativa (arugula)
Lineage: Eukaryota; Viridiplantae; Streptophyta; Magnoliopsida; Brassicales; Brassicaceae
Source: the annotation of a GenBank genome assembly